Penicillium nucicola is the source of this 2289-nucleotide messenger RNA. RefSeq names its product ferric reductase family protein. Gene Ontology annotation, molecular function: ferric-chelate reductase activity. NCBI's taxonomy places the organism in Eukaryota, Fungi, Ascomycota, Eurotiomycetes, Eurotiales, Aspergillaceae. Gene Ontology annotation, biological process: intracellular iron ion homeostasis; copper ion import; iron ion transport. The transcript has 7 exons. The record is from RefSeq and is a predicted model, not a curated record. Gene Ontology annotation, cellular component: plasma membrane. The coding region runs from base 1 to 2289 and encodes 762 amino acids.
AUGUUACUCGGAUGGUUGGUCCUCAUAUUCGCUCAGUCCGUAUGGGCGAAUCAUCAAGAGGAGCAGUGUGUGAGUGCUGUCUUCUCGGCCUAUAACUACAUCGCUUUUGCCGGAUUUCCCACAAAGGGCACGUGGGAUAUUCGAUGUCGAAACCCGCUUCAAGUCGCGUCCAUCUACGCUGCCACAGAAAUUUAUUGUGAUGAAACACAACGUGCGGCAGGCCUAACUCGGCUGGCUGCUGACUGCCAGAAAUUCGGUCACAAGGAGCUGCUGCCAAGAGACGCAGUUGCCGAAAAUCUGACCGAUGAUGCUAUUCGCAAUAUGAGGAAAGUGGAUUUUCAAGAACUAUCUCGAGCUUUGCCCGUGAAUGAGCCCAUUAUCAUUUCUCAAUCUUAUUUUGAUUUGGUGUUCAACACGAUCAACUCCUGGGAAUCUGUGAGUUGGUUGCAUCAUGCAUUUAGUUAUGCCGGCUAUGCCUAUUGGGCCGGUAUAAUGUCCCUAGGAAUGGCGUUUCGGUUAUUCGAUUGGAAAGUCUACCGGCGACAACGUCAUACAGAACGUGUGCUUGAAAGCAACGUAUAUCCACUAUUGAGGACUUUGGAAGACGCACCAAUAUUGGGAACAGUGCUUCAUUGGCUCCACACACAUAUCGUGAUUCCAGCGCCACUGGCAACGCGUGGUCGACAUCUGUUGGGCUGUACAUUCUCAACCAGAGCCGAGGCACUUGUGGUACUGGGAUUCUGGACUUUGAGUAUUGUUUUCAGCUUAGUGGGAUAUCACACAUUCCCGGGAAAUAUUUAUUAUCCAGAGGUCUCAAAUCAGGUUUUGCGGUAUUCUGCGGAUCGCACUGGGAUCAUGUCCUUUGCCAACUUUCCCCUUCUAUGGCUCUUCGCUGGUCGGAACAACAUUUUCCUGUGGGCCAGCGGAUGGAGCUAUGCAUCCUUCAAUAUCUUCCAUCGCCAUGUGGCUCGAGUGGCCACAUUGCAGGCAGUAGUACACUCCGUCUUCUACAUAAUCAUGUUCUUUCAAACGGGGAAAGCCUGGAGAGGGAUGACCAAGACUUACGUGCUAUGGGGGAUUUUGGGCACCAUUGCCAUGGUCAUUCUGCUGAUCACAUCGUUGGAUCGGAUCCGCAUCGCAACCUAUGAACUAUUCUUGAUUUCUCAUAUCGUGCUCUCGGUCAUUACUCACACUGUGAUAUUUGAAGGUAAUGAGUACUGGAAAUAUCUAUGGCCUUCGGUGGCUAUUUGGGUGAUUGAUCGCUUGUUGAGAAUCAUGCGACUGUGCUACUGCAACAUGCAUGUGGGACUUUCGCAUAAGGGCCUCAUCAAGACCACAGUGACGAGCAUGACAUAUGAUGAAGGAGCUGACGUGGUGCGAAUGGAAGUCACUCCCGGGGCAUUGUCACUAAACCCUUCACCAGGACAGUACUACUUUUUGUACCAGCCCUGCCGGCUCACAGGCUGGGAAAGUCACCCUUUUACAAUAGGAGCAUGGUCUUACGAAACAAGAGAACAGUCGUCUCUGGCACCGAAGUCGCUGAGUUCAAUGAGAAACCCAUCUGAUAUCUCGCAUCAACCGCUUCUUUCAGGUUCAUCCUCUGAACAAGAUUCAGCUGCCGCUCUGGGGGAUGCCACUUCUGGAGAGAAAGAACACCAGAGUCUGAAGUUGAUAUUUUGGGUUCGUCCUUACGAUGGCUGGACUCGGAAUCUGCGCCAGCAAUGCCUGAGCUCUCCAUCCAUAGCAAAAGAUGCCGGUAUUCUUCUUGAGGGACCAUACGGUGAUACAUUUCCGGUCUGGAGAUAUGAAUCAGUGUUGAUCAUAGUCGGCGGAACGGGCAUCGCAUCUGCUGUUCCUUACAUUCAGGAUCAUCUUCGCCGCUCAGUUCGAGACUGGGAACAAGAUUCUCAGAAUGAGAAAACUCGAGUUCGAGACAUGGAACUUGUCUGGACAGCGAGACAAACGGCAUUUAUUCGAGAUGUUGUUGACCGGGAAUUGAAACCUGCCUUUGAUCGGGACGACUUUAGUGCCUCUUUCCAUACAACUGGUGAUUAUACGCCAUACACUGACUAUUCGAAUGGACUCGAGAUCAACAUCAAACAAGGGCGACCCCACCUUGAGUCUCUCAUUAUGAGUCGGGCCGCUGAUGCAUGCUCAGCUGGAUCCAGCCUUGCAAUCCUGGUAUGUGGCCCACCAGGAAUGGCAGAUGAAGCUCGCGCUGCGACACAUCUCGCAAUGCGAAAGGGCUAUCGAUCCAUAAAGUUUGUUGAGGAGUCUUUCACAUGGUAG